AUGACGCUGUUUGACUGCUUCUCUUCCCAAAAGACUGGUGGUGCGCCUGGGAGCCAUGAGAGGCCUGAUGGCGUUGAGCGUGAGAUGCAGAUCAUGUACCAGCAGCCGCAUUUGGUUCCGCCCAUGAAGCUUACGGUCUUCGAUGAACUUCCGCCUACACCUCCUCCUCAGGUCCCCUCGCAGCUCUCCCAAUGGGUUGCACAAGGCAAAGCGAGUCUCAGGUGGAGCCUAUCAGUCCGCAAACACACCACUCGACCACCCGUCUCAAGACCUCUUCCACUAAUGACAACAAAUCAAUUACCUUUUCGAAGGACGGGACCCGAGUUUAGGCCUAUUGAACUUAGUAUUCACUCGCCUGACAAUCGCCUCUCGGACCUUCCAAGGUUUGACCGCCUGAGUUUCACUGAAUCUGGAGAGAUCAAGCUACCGCCUCGAGCAUUGUUACGUACACAAUCAGAACAUCUUGUGCCUUCCAAGAUCUCACUUUCGCCUGCCAUCGUCAAGCCUGCGUCAAUGAUCGAGCAGCGUAGGCUGUGGAGCAUGCGGCCGCAGACUUCAUCAACUGUCAUCUCACAUUCUCGGCCUCCCUCAGAGCACGAUGCUCUCCACUCCCACCCUGUCUCGAUGGUGUCUCUGCCGGGACUUCCACCGCCUGUCCAUGGUGCAGAUCGAUUGGAACAUCCUUCAGUCGCUAUACUCACUCCUAUGCAGGAGGAGUUCAGCCCACCUGCGACCUCCGUCACCAUCGACGGCGUAUCGCUUGGCUUCCCCAAAGACGUCGACCUGCAAGAGACACUAGCACGACGACGACACGACGUGCCACAGCCAGAAGGAGCGCCCGCCCCCAUUGUACCUACUGCCCUGAUGAGAAACUUCUCCAAGCCUACGGAGACAGAUUCGCCAGAGACGUACUUUCAUCCUAAUUACCACACGCAAAAACGGAUAUCUCACUGGCUUGCUCACAAUACUUCGGCGUCGAUGGACACUACCAGGUCUUCAACUACAACAACGUCCUCAUUUGCCGAACAUCGUCGCAGGCGGGCUCAAUUCUAUCAGUUGUCCGCGGCACCACCAAGGGAUUUAAGCAUGGUUCCAGUUCCUCAGAAACCUGAAAGAACAAUGACACAGUCGACGGUUGUUAGUAACGCCGAGACAGACAUGUUGUCCUCUGAAUAUCAAAACCGCACCGACACAAGCAUGACCACUGUGGAGUCCCCAGGACCGAUCGGCCUGGUCAAGAGCAUCUCUAAGACGACGGAGACGGUCGCCAACGGAGUCUCCGACGUCCUACCCUCACCCGCUGACGCAGAGGCCGUGGACGGGGCCGAUGACGGCCGCGUUGUCAUCGAGGAGAUCGGCGGCCCUUUGAGAAGCCCAGGAGUCGGAGUGGCCUUUUAG
Exophiala spinifera is the source of this 1398-nucleotide messenger RNA. RefSeq lists its product as uncharacterized. Lineage: Eukaryota; Fungi; Ascomycota; Eurotiomycetes; Chaetothyriales; Herpotrichiellaceae. The record is from RefSeq and is a predicted model, not a curated record. The transcript has 2 exons. Bases 1 to 1398 code for a protein of 465 amino acids.